Molecule: messenger RNA, 760 nt
Organism: Candidula unifasciata
Lineage: Eukaryota; Metazoa; Mollusca; Gastropoda; Stylommatophora; Geomitridae
Source: the annotation of a GenBank genome assembly
AAUGUGGCGGUUGUGGUGUCCGUGCUGACACUGACCAGUAUCUCCAUAGAACGCUGGUUCGCCAUCUGCCAACCUUUGACCUUCCAACAGACCAAGAAAAGGGUCAUUAUUUGUGUUGUUGCUAUAUGGGUCAUAGCCAACUUGGCCUCCAUACCUAGGUUAUUUAUGAUGCAGGAAUUCCACGACAACUUAUUCCCGCCAAACGUGACGGUCCUACUGACCACAUGUGCCCCCCGAGACGAGUCCGAGGCUCGCAAAUACGAGAUAUUCCUAGUGGUAGCCUUCUUCGCUGUGCCCAUUGCCAUCAUGGGCUACAACUACACGGCCAUUGCUGUCUGCCUGUGGUCAAGCUCCAGUUCUACCAAGCAACUGACAGGCGGUGACCAACAAGCCAUUGUAUCCCAGCUGAUGGCCCGCCGUCGCACUGCCAAGAUGCUGGUGGUCGUCGUCAUUGUGUUCUUCCUGUGUUUUCUACCCAACUACAUCUGGAACAUUCUCAGGCAUUCUACAAAUGUCAACCUGGAGUCCAUCAACGAGUCAGUGCCGGCCAUCACCCUUAUCACCCAGCUACUUGUCUACACCAACAGUUGCACCAACCCCAUUAUCUAUAACUUUAUGUCCGGAAAAUUCCGUAAGGAGUUCCGGUCCGCCUGUGCCUGCUGUCUUCGUUGUCUCAAGCAGAAAAAGCCACUCCACAGUCAAAUCCAUGAGAUGGAGCCAUUAUCCACAAAAAGAGAGUUGUUUAGUAGUGUUAUGACAU